AUUCCUCUAUAAAGACAUCAAAUUAGUAUUAUCCACUGUCUACGGGGUGCGGAGUAACAUUUUAUUUACACUGUAUGUUGAGUAAUGUGCGGCGGGGUAGUCACAUGACUGCGCACCUGGUCCCUCCGUCCGCCGUAUCAAAUGCAAACCCGAAAAAGAGUCAUCUCCAAAGUGGGCUGUCGCAGCAGUCCUCCCCGUCCUUCCCUUUUGUUGUUCUCCUCUUUAUAACAGUUGGUCUGUUAUAACUGCCACCAUGGCCGACUUGACAAGCCCCAUCCUGGACGCCCUGUCCAGCACCGACGCUCCCAUCCUCUCCAGCGAUGCCUUCCCCUCCACCCCCUCAUUAUCCGUCAAGAGUGCCCUCGACCGCCUCGCCUCGCGACAGAUGGUCGAGUAUGACACCAUUGAAAGGGAAGUCGUUGGUCUCACCGGCGAGGGUGAGCAGAUUGUCGCCGGUGGCAGUCACGAAGCCAAGGUUUUCGAGGCCGUCGCCGCUGCUAUGGACGGAUUGAAGAUUACUGAGCUGCCCGGCAUUGUGGGUAAAGAUAACGCCAAAGUUGGCCAAGGUAAUGCCUUCAAGCGUGGUUGGAUCAAGAAGGACCAGGAUAGGCUGCGGACGAACACGGAAUCCAUUGUCGACGAGACCCGCGAAUUGCUCUUGACUGUGCAAAAGACGCAGGCGCUGGACAACCAGAAGACGCUGGCGGAAUUGAAGAAGCGGAAGCUGGUCGCGCUGCAAAAGGUUAUCAACUUCAAGAUCUCCAAGGGCCCCAAGUACGCUCGCGAAUUCGUCAAGGAGGAGACCGACCUGACGUCCGAGAUGCUGGUGAAUGGCUCGUGGAAGACCGCCUCGUUCAAGCCCUACAACUUCAAAGCCAAGGGUGCCCCAACACCCUCGGGAGCCUUCCACCCACUCAACAAGGUGCGCCAGGAAUUCCGCAGCAUCUUCUUUGAAAUGGGCUUCGAGGAGAUGCCCACGAACCGCUACGUCGAGACGGGCUUCUGGAACUUCGACGCCCUCUUCGUGCCGCAGCAACACCCCGCCCGUGACCUGCAAGACACCUUUUACAUCUCCGACCCCGUGCAAGCAGACCCCCCUCGCGAGGAUCCCCUCAAUGACCCGCACCGGCCCAAGUCCGCGCAGCCCGUCUCGCGCGCCUACAAGGAAAACGAGAAGCCCCUCGACUUCAAGGCUUACUGGGACAACGUGCGCGAAGUGCACCAGAACGGCAAAUACGGCUCCGUUGGCUACCGCUACCCCUGGAACGCCGACGAAUCCCUGCGUCUCGUCCUCCGCACCCACACCACCUCCAUCUCAACCUAUGUGCUGCACAAGCUGGCCGCGAACCCGCGCCCCGCGCGCUUCUUCAGUAUCGACCGCGUCUUCCGCAAUGAGGCCGUCGACGCAACCCACCUGGCGGAAUUCCACCAGAUCGAGGGUGUCAUUGCAGACUUUGACCUGACGCUGGGUGGCCUGAUUGGAUUCAUGGAGGUCUUCUUCGCGAAGAUGGGUAUCCACCAGCUGCGCUUCAAGCCUGCGUACAACCCGUACACCGAGCCGAGUAUGGAGAUCUUCGGCUACCACGAGGGUCUCGGUAAGUGGGUUGAGAUUGGAAACAGUGGAAUGUUCAGACCGGAGAUGUUGGAGCCGAUGGGGUUGCCCAAGGACAUGCGGGUCUAUGGAUGGGGGUUGAGUUUGGAGAGACCUACUAUGAUUAAGUACGGCGUAAGCAACAUCCGAGAACUUCUCGGCCACAAGGUAGACCUGGGCUUCAUUGAGAGCAACCCCGCCGUUCGGUUGGAGAAGGAUUAAACGUUUGCAUGAUAGAUUUCGUUUGUAACUUAUGAUUUGCACGAGAGAUGACAGGAGUUAAAAAGUUAUCUCAUUUCUGCCCAAGUAUUGAUAUCCUAGUUUGUACACUACGAGGCAAUGUCCCACCCGUAUCUGUGCCCCAGUACAUAUCCUCUGCAAAGUGGCUCUUCAGUAGGCGGCUACCUACACAUUU
Molecule: messenger RNA, 2006 nt
Organism: Aspergillus ruber CBS 135680
Lineage: Eukaryota; Fungi; Ascomycota; Eurotiomycetes; Eurotiales; Aspergillaceae
Product: phenylalanine--tRNA ligase subunit alpha
Exons: 2
Coding region: 254-1813 (519 amino acids)
Biological process (GO): phenylalanyl-tRNA aminoacylation
Cellular component (GO): cytosol; cytoplasm; phenylalanine-tRNA ligase complex
Molecular function (GO): tRNA binding; ATP binding; phenylalanine-tRNA ligase activity
Source: RefSeq, a predicted model, not a curated record